Molecule: messenger RNA, 4601 nt
Organism: Scomber scombrus (Atlantic mackerel)
Lineage: Eukaryota; Metazoa; Chordata; Actinopteri; Scombriformes; Scombridae
Gene: larp4ab
Product: La ribonucleoprotein 4Ab
Exons: 15
Coding region: 362-2572 (736 amino acids)
Biological process (GO): positive regulation of translation
Cellular component (GO): cytosol; cytoplasmic stress granule
Molecular function (GO): mRNA 3'-UTR binding
Source: RefSeq, a predicted model, not a curated record
GCGGACAGGAGGACGCAGCUGUCACAUGCUGGAUGAGCGGUGCCGAGAAGCUGAGGAAUUGAGCGGAGGAGUAUAUUUCAUAAAAUGGGAAACGUUUUUUACUAAACAGCGAAACAUCCGUUACAGUAGAUAAAAGUUGUUACCGUGUCAAGUUGUGCUCCACGCGGACGCAACGUUUGGACUGGAGCACGUUCGGGCUGUGACCGGGGAGACGACAGUUAAGUGAAGAAAGCGACGACGGGCUGUAAAGAAGUGCGGCGUGGUAUUUUAAGAGCUGCCUUCGUUGGAGAAGAAAACCACCAGGGGCAAUUUAAUCUCCCGUGAGUCGAAGAGGAUAUCAUAAGGCGAAUAUCAAAGCAGCAUGGUUACCACAAAGGGAGCAGGUCUGAACCCUAAUGCCAAAGUGUGGCAAGAGAUCCCUGCCCACCAGAACAACAUCCCGGAGGGGACAGACAACUCAUCUUGGCUGCAGACCUACCCUCCUUCUGCUGAGAUGACUGAAGGGGGUAAAGAGUGCGACACGGCAUAUCCUGACACCACUGCUGACUAUGCCUACGCACCUACAGAGGGCGUCGUGAAUGGCAUGGACCAAACUGAUGCAGGGUUUUUAGUGUUUGACUCCCAGUGCGAGUCACCCAUUGAUGGUGAUGCUCCAAAGGAACAACCGAUGUCUGAGGAGAGCCUGAGAGAGUCUUUGAAGAAACAGCUCGAGUUCUGCUUUUCUAGAGAAAACUUAUCGAAGGACCUGUACUUGAUAUCCCAGAUGGAUAGUGAUCAGUUUGUUCCCAUCUGGACCAUUGCUUGCAUGGAGGACAUCAAAGCCCUCACUACUGACAUGGAUCUCAUUCUGGAUGUACUGCAAGCUUCUCCCAUGGUGCAAGUUGACGAAACGGGUGAGAAAGUUCGGCCAAAUCACAGUCGUUGCAUCAUUAUUCUUAGAGAGGUCCCAGAGACGACACCAGUUGAGGAAGUGGAGGCUCUUUUUAACAGUGAAAACUGUCCAAAAGUGUUAAGUGCUGAAUUUGCCCACAACAGCAGCUGGUACAUAACAUUUCAGUCAGAUAUGGAUGCACUACAGGCUUACAAAUAUCUAAGAGAAGAAGUGAAAACAUUCCAGGGAAAACCAAUUAUGGCCCGCAUUAAGGCCAUUAACACAUUCUUUGGUAAGAACGGCUUCCGCAGUGUUGACUUGAGUGCAUACAAUCGGCACAACCAGCCACAGGCCCCAUACGGCUCCCACGUCUACAUGCAGCAGGUGUACAGUCCACAGCAGCAGUACCCUGUGUACCCAGUGGUGUCUCCCUCCUGGAGCCCUUCAAUCAUGCCUUACUUUGAAACACCUCUGGCACCUUUCCCAAACAGUGGAUUCAUGAACGGUUACAACAAUCCUACCAACUACAAAGCAAACUCAAACUCCAUCAAUACCCAUCGACCAAGAAGCCGAAACCAUGGAAAAGGUCAUCCAAGGUCUGUUGAUACGCCUCUCUCUUCUUCACUGGCUCCAGGGACCCUGACGGAUGGCUUGUCAGGGCCCUUGAGUCCACAGCCCCUCAAGACAUCAGGGACCCUGACUGGCUCCACUUCAGAGCCAGUCAGUCUGCUGUCAUUCAACUUUAAAGACAUUUCUCCACAGACCAUUGUACACGGUGGAGAUCUGAACAUGGCUGGACGGGCCAGGAGAGGUAGCCACAGAGGCAUGAGGAGAAAAAGAGAAGAUGAACAUAACACGAGGCCUGUCCCUGUGAUGGAGGUCAAGGUACCACCUCCACCAAAGUUUGACCUGGCUGCUUCCAAUUUUCCUCCAUUGCCGGGGUGUGUGGUCAGUGUUCGAGGAGAAACUACACCAGAGAUGCGCCUUUCUGAUGUUGUACGUGGCCUGAAGGUGACCACUAAGUCUGCGAGCCAUGAGGUUAACGAGAAACGCACAAGUGUUUCAGAAGAUCCAGUGAGCGUGCCUGAUCCGGUGACCCCGGAAGUGAAACCUAGUCCUGUGACAUCACAAACAUUGGAACAACCAGUCACAAGUGAUUUGCCUCCAGUAAAGGAAGAGGAGAAGGCUGAACCUCCUGUAGCAAAGGAAGAAAUCUCCUCUCCGGUGGAGGAUGUCUCUCCAGCAGCUGCAGACGAUGCUCCCCCAACCUGCAGCCGGCCUGUAUCUACAGAAGCACCUCCCUCAUCUCCCAACUCAGAACAGGGGCAACGAAAGCUCAGCUAUGCAGAAGUGUGCCAGCGGAUGGCUAAGGAGCCACCACCAGCACAGGUACCCUCUCCCUCCCCUCCUGCCUCUUUAGCCAGCCAACCCCUGCAAGAGCUCAAAGUCAACAGGGUCGAGGAGCCUCGGCCAAACUCGAGGCGCACUACAGAAAAACCGGAGAAGCCUGGAGACAGCCGCCCUCCUCGCCAACCAUUGCGCUCGUUCCGUGGGCCGAAUGGCUCAGCCAGAGCUGGAGGCGCAGGGCAGAAAAUUCGGGAGCAUCAGAGGGGCCUGAAUACUGGCAAACAGUUUUCCCCUCAGCGGGGAGCCCGGCGGAGCGGCAAAGAACAGAACAUUCCUCCAAGGUCACCAAAAUAAUUCAAGAAGGAACCCUUAAAACAUGAACUAAGACAGAAAUAAAAUUAAAUAUAUAUGUAAAUAUAUAUAAUAUAUGUGUAUAUAGACAGAUGAAUUUAUUUCAUUUGACAGACUGUCAAAUAACGUCUUUACCUUGACGUGGAAAAUAUUGGAAAGUUGGAAAGACUGCAAAUAGAAAUCCAAACUAAGAAAAAGUCAAUAGGCACACUUAACAUUGUUCUGAGAGGUCAUUCUUUUUUCUUUUUCAUCAUAUUGUUAUGCAUUGGAUUUUUUUUUUUUUUUUUUUUUUUUUUUUGUAAUGAAAUGGAAGACAGUGACUCAGUAGCGGAUUUUACUACAGAAUUAGUGUUGAUGAGUAAAAUUAUAGGUUUGAAGAUAUUUUUAUGACAAGGGAAUCUCACUGUAAUACUAUGAAUACUAGUAUAACAUAGUAUAGAAUACUAUGUUAUGGAUUGAGAAUAUCGCAUCAUAUAAUCAUUGACUGUUUUUGGCAGUAGGUGUCUGCGUGUUGCAGAUAUCAGAUUUAUAUUGUUAACAACAAAUACCCCAGUAGUAUUAAUGGAGUAGUUCUGUUAGUCUGUUUUAAUCCUGUGCAGAUCAGUGUCCCCUUGUGGUUGUAGCAGAGCAAGCAUCCUCAUGAAAAAGUUUUUGGUCAAGUCACUCAAUGUUAUUGAGAGUUACAGGAUGUAAACCAUGUUCUUUUAGAAGUCCAUUUACACGUCUUGCAAAUCAGACCUUUCAUCUUUUGGUCUCAUCAAACAGGCCUAGUUUUGAACUGAUAUUGAUCACCAUGGUAACUUCUGGUGUAAAACUUUGUCCUGCUCCAGAAUAGAAAUAUUUAUUUCUUGAUCAAAGUAGCUGUUUAAUGGUUUAUGCCAUGGCAACUGUCUCCACUUAAUUUGGUGAUUGAUUGCAUGCACUAUAUGUUUUGAUUGGAUACCCGAGGCUUCAGAUGAAUGUAUUCCUUCUGUUGCAAAACCACUUUGGAGCUUGGCUUUGUAAAUGUCUCUAUGUGGUAGCUCUGUUUUGAAAUGAUUUUGGUCUGGGAUGUUAGUGUAUUUGUUCUAUUGCUGUAAUAGCGGUCUUUAAGUUGUAUUUUCUAAAUUUCAUUAAGUGAUUUCAUGUGUAAUAUUUGUAAAUAGGUUUGACAGACUGAUCUGAGACGUCACUAACAAGUAUCUUUUUAGAUCUACCUAUAUUCGGCGAGUUGGAUUGCUGAGCCACUGAUGGCUUAGCAAUGUGCAGCACAUGUAGUAGUGCAAACUGAAACUAACUAUCCUUUUGAUCUCAAGGCGUUUUAGUCACAAUGGAGUUUUGAAAAUGGAAAGCUGUUUAACAUAACUUAUUUGUGCUUAAAUGUUUCAUUUUUGUGUUUUCAUUUCAUCUAAAUAGUUAGUGGUGUUGCAAAACAAAGAUACAGAUUUUCAGGAUUGGGUAGGUAAAACUUUUCGCCUUAGAUCAGUGUUCUGAGUCAUCUGCUUUUAGGGAAUAUACUUCAGUGUACAGUAUCUUGUCUUGAAAUCAGUAGUUCAGGUGUUUUUUGUGUAUGUGUGUGGUUGUCUUAACAGUGUAAACUUGUGUGCAAGAAUGACUGACAUUUGCUUCUGCUUCAGACUUUGUGACUCUGUCAUCACAAACCGAACUUCCAGUGCCUUAUCAGUGUUUCAUUCCGUUUAGAGUGUAGAAAGGUUUUCACACAUCAAUUUGUCACACUGAACAAGGCUGGUUUGUUGUAAAAAUGUGAUUAUCAGUUUAUCUGUAUAUUGUAAACUUCUCCAUUUAGGUGCAUCUGUGGGGCCGGCUGGAAUGAAGCAAAAUGUGUUUAUGCAUGCCUGUGCGUCAUUUGUCAUGUGUGUAUGAUACAGUUUAUUUCAUUGUCCUGUCAAUGCAAUUAGAGAUCACCAGAAUCCUGCUUAUAAUUGUAACAAUCAAACAUGGGAUUGCAAAUUUCCGCCAAGUACACACUGGUUUAUCAAGUGAAUAUUUUAUUACUGAGCCUGAUGUAUGAAAAUAAAGAUUUAUUUUUAAA